AAGAACAACAGGAGCACUUGGUACGAGAGACCUCAACAAGGUCAACCCGGCAUCACCCUGGCUAACGACCUGUCUGGAGGUACCGGGGGUCCCGGUGCAGGCGGCGUCGGUUCCGUCGGGGGCACCUCCGUCGGCGGCGGCGGCGGUGGCGGUUCAUCGCUCCCGACGACCGCCCUCAGCCUCGAUCAUCAGCAGUUCAACAUCUUCCCUGCGAUCUUUAGCAGGCAGUUGAACUUUUCCGCGGCGGCAGCUGCGAACUGCGGUCAAAACAAGCUGAUGGACGAACUGAGGCCGAAUCUCGGUUUGCUCGGCGUUGGACUCGUCGAGAACGAGAGCUUCCACUUGAAUCACAAUCAAGAGAAGAGAAAGUGUAGCAGCACGAGCUCGAACGAGCAAGAUUUCAGCCUUUACGGGGUUCACCAGGGUCUCGAAGCAAGCCCGCCGACACCAGCCGCGACGCCUGGAAGGAGCAGCGUCGGGGCUACUUCUUCCGUUGGCGCGGAAGGAGCUUUUAAAAAGUUAAAACCCGACCCUUGUGCUUCGAGUCCUCACAUCGGCCAUACACCUACCACCGCCAGUUGUCCAACACCCGCUCGACGACGGCACAGGACCACUUUUACGCAGGAGCAGCUGGCAGAAUUGGAAUCGGCAUUCGCAAAAUCUCAUUAUCCAGACAUAUACUGCAGAGAGGAAUUGGCGAGGUCCACGAAAUUGAACGAGGCUAGAAUUCAGGUCUGGUUUCAAAAUAGAAGAGCGAAGUAUCGGAAGCAAGAGAAGCAACUUCAGAAGGCCCUGACUCCGAUUCCUGCUUGCCAAGGUGCCAUGAUGAGGAAUAUUUAUCCAGGUGCCAGCAGAGGUUAUCAACCGUAUCCUCAUCCUCACAAUAGCAUAAAUGGAAUAAACCGCUACCCUCAGAUGAGUACGACGUCCUAUCCAAGUAUGACACAACCGUUUUCUAUGUCACAUUCAGCGUCGAAUAUGUCUGCAGUUACUGGUAUGAGACAAGAUGCGAUGGGCAUGUCAGCCGAGGACGAGUGGUACAACAAGAGUAUUUCCGCUCUAAGAAUGAAUACGGCUCAUCAUCCCAACCUCGCUGCGCCAAUGUUGCAAUAUCAAACAUAA
Messenger RNA from Bombus impatiens (common eastern bumble bee), 1122 nucleotides. RefSeq names its product homeobox protein prophet of Pit-1. Gene Ontology annotation, molecular function: RNA polymerase II transcription regulatory region sequence-specific DNA binding; DNA-binding transcription factor activity, RNA polymerase II-specific. NCBI's taxonomy places the organism in Eukaryota, Metazoa, Arthropoda, Insecta, Hymenoptera, Apidae. Bases 277 to 1122 code for a protein of 281 amino acids. The transcript is spliced from 7 exons. Gene Ontology annotation, biological process: regulation of transcription by RNA polymerase II. The record is from RefSeq and is a predicted model, not a curated record.